Microtus oregoni (creeping vole) is the source of this 2445-nucleotide messenger RNA. It is a transcript of the gene Sike1, whose product is annotated as suppressor of IKBKE 1. Lineage: Eukaryota; Metazoa; Chordata; Mammalia; Rodentia; Cricetidae. The record is from RefSeq and is a predicted model, not a curated record. The coding region runs from base 77 to 700 and encodes 207 amino acids. The transcript is spliced from 5 exons.
UCGUGCUGGUCGCAAGCUAGGGAAGGGUUGAGCGACUCGCUGAGGCUAGCGGGCCCGGCGGGCGUCCUCGGCCACUAUGAGCUGCACGAUCGAGAAGAUCAUGACAGACGCCAAGACGCUGCUGGAGCGUCUGCGCGAACACGAUGCGGCGGCCGAGUCCCUGGUGGACCAGUCGGCCGCGUUGCACCGGCGGGUGGCAGCGAUGCGGGAGGCGGGCGCCGUGCUACCCGAGCAGUAUCAAGAGGAUGCACCCGACGUGAAGGACAUGUCUAAAUAUAAACCUCACAUUCUGCUGUCCCAAGAGAAUACCCAGAUUAGAGACUUACAACAGGAAAACAGAGAGCUGUGGGUUUCCUUGGAGGAACACCAGGAUGCUUUGGAACUCAUCAUGAGCAAGUACCGGAAACAGAUGUUGCAGUUAAUGGUGGCUAAAAAAGCAGUGGACACCAAACCGGUUCUGAGAGCUCACCAGUCUCACUCUGCAGAAAUUGAAAGUCAGAUUGAUCGAAUCUGUGAAAUGGGGGAAGUGAUGAGGAAAGCAGUUCAGGUGGAUGAUAACCAGUUUUGUAAGCUUCAGGAGAAACUAGCACAACUAGAGCUUGAAAAUAAGGAACUUCGAGAAUUAUUGUCCAUCAGCAGUGAGUCUCUUCAGGUCGGAAAGGAAAGUUUUGUGGAUCCUGCUUCUCAGCCCAUCAAAUAACUGAACUUCUGAACGCAGGCUGCAGAUGGUCCGUCCAGGAGAGAAGUGACGACCUCUCCGUAGGACGUGUCUCUUCAAGAGUCCUGCCACAGACUUGACUUAGUGUUGAUUAGAGGUUUGAGAUGGCAGUCCAAAUUUGCCACCUGCUAGUCAUUGUCCACAGAACAGUUUGGGGUAUAUUAGUGAACACAGAGGUGUCUCCCAUUCCUUUCUCAGAGACUACAUUUAGUUUUGACUCUGGGACCUGAAUUUAUAUAAACUGUUGUUUUCAGUUCAUGUUUGUUUUCACAUCUCUGAAAUCUGAACAUUUUAUUAUAAGCCAGUGAUUUUAUUUUAUAUAGGAUUAUAAAAUUGACUUUUAAGAGAUCGAAUUUUUUAAAAGUACUUGUUUGGCAUAAACCUGAUUUUAUUUCCUUUUUCCACUUGCAAAAGUGACAUGAUUCCCAGAAGCAGACUGGCAGCCCCUCUGAGUUGAGCCCCACUCAUCUGUGGAGUUUGGAUUCUCUCUGGUGCUAGGAGCUGGCACCUCGUGGUCGGGUGUCUUUACUCUUAAUUUGAGAGAAUCUAUUCCUAAUCCCUGGGAAGUAUACUUGAAAUCAAGUCAUCUGGGUUUGGGUUGUUUCUCCUCCUCCCCCAGGAUCACACAGUCAUUCAGAAAGUGCUGAGGAACUUGGACCUGCCCCGUCAGGUGCAGUCCCAUGUGAGCACUUGAUUUAAAUGCCAAAAGUAGUUUUUAUUUAUUUGAUCAAGUAAUCAGUUUCCCAUCUUGUUUGACUAAGGUAGCUUGCCGGCUCUGAAGAACACACCAGAGUUUGCAGGCACUGUGCCCACUGUUGAAUUGAUAGGCUGCCGCCGUGAAGAACGGCCCUGCUUGGCUGGCUCACGCUGGCGAGUGUGCUCUGCUGUCUUAGAUGUGUUUGCUUUUUACACGGAAGCACUUUUAUCACCGACAGAAAGUUACUACAUUCCCGGUGCCACACAGGCAGUUGAGAACAGCACUAAGAUCUGGCUGCAUAGGGAGGAGGCAGAAAUCCUUAAAUAAAUUAAUUAAUUAAAAAAAAAAAGAUCUGGCUGCAUGGAGGCUCUACUAGUUCCCUUGUCGGCCUUUCCCUGUCCUGGUUUGCUCUAAUUUAUACAUAAUUUCUUCUAUGCUAUUUGUUUGCCCAGAGUGGCUGAAAAACCUUAACCUUGUCAAUAUUUGUCACAACUCAGCCCCAUACCACAUGAGAAAGGUGGUAUUAAAAAAGAUCUAGUGUUUUAUAUGUCAUAAAGCUUCUUUUGUAUCCAGAAUGUUUUGAGUCCCUCCGAUCCCAUUAGUACCUAUUGACAUAGAGCUGUGGACAGCUCCAGCUGUUGGCCUUGCAGUGUCCCGUAAGUGCCCAAAGUGUGCUCCACAAGCCCAUCAGGAGCAGGUAUUCUCUACACGGGACAGCUGUCAGUCAGGUUCCAUUGAAAAAGGUAGUGUCAGCAGAGUCUGCUUCAGCAGUGUAUCUGCCUUGUGUUUCCUCUGUACAUCUUAGACACCAGAAGAAUCUCUUCCUUUUAGCCCUGGGGAUAUACUGAGCUUUCAGUGCCCUACGCCAUACACAAUCUGCGUGGUGUUAAUGCUGUGAAGAGAAUAUAGAGCUAGUGUGUUGAAUGGAGAAGGAAUGUUCUUCACUGUGUGUGAAGAUGGUAAUGUCCCUUGCAGUGGAUGGAAGAAUUUAGUGUAUGAAAUUAUCUUUGCUAAUAAACAAGUCUUUUGG